CGCGAGGCCUGUCCCCUCCUCAACCGUUCGACCCCCGGAAGAAGGAGCUUGCGCGGCGGUUGUUGCCAACAUGGCGGCUGCCUCCUCCGUCGUGAGGGGAGCGGGAGGCGGCGGCGGCGGCACCGGAGGCGGCGGUGGUGGUUGCAGGAGGAGCAGGAGGAAGGCGCUGCCCCAGGAGCCCUGAGAGGGAGACGGGACCGCCUUGGCCUCCACGACGCCUCCCUCUCCCCGCGCCGCCAUGUCCUUCUUCAGGAGGAAAGUGAAGGGCAAAGAGCACGAGAAAGCAGCGGAAGUGAAGGCAAUUAAAGCUGCAGCACCGGUACAUUCCCCGCAGAAAAGCACCCGGCACCAUGCCUUGCUGGAGGCUGCCAGCCCCAGCCCCGUGGCUAUCAACGCCAUCUCGGCCAACAUGGACUCCUCCAGCAGCCGCACGGCGGCUCUCAAGAAGCAGCCCAGCCACAUGGAGGCUGCCCAUUUUGGAGACCUCGGCCGAUCCUCUCUGGAUUAUCAGGCUCAAGAGACCAAAUCCAGCCUUUCCAAGACGCUUCAGCAAGUCCUCCGGGACGCUGUCGGCCUCCCCUAUUUCAUCCAGUUCAUGGAACUGCGCCGCAUGGAACACCUUGUCCGAUUCUGGCUGGAGGCUGAGAGUUUCCACUCCACCACGUGGUCCCGCAUCAGAGCAGACAGCCUGAACACCGUCAAACACAGCUCCCUGGCCGAGCCGGUUUCCCCUUCCGCCAAGCAGUACGAAAGCGCCACGUCGGCGUCUUCGUCCUCUGAGCUGCUUGAUGAGCGCCUGGAGGGUUGCGGCCCGGCUCGGCUCUCACCCGCCCGGCUGCUGGCCGCUGAACUAAACGGCCAGACUCUGGGCAUCCAGAACCGUCUGCGGCUUUGCCAGGCUGGUGGUGGCAAAGCCCGUCUUGGGUUUGGAACGUCUGAGGCAGAGGACUGUCCUGUUCCAGAUGAACCUCCAGACUCUUCCAAAGUCUCAGUAUCCAAUAGAAACAGCCCCCUCUUUGCACUAAAGGACUUGUCAGGAAAACUCAUGAAAAGUAUAGAACAGGAUGCAGUUAUGAUUUUUACCAAAUAUAUCUCUCCCGAUGCUGCUAAACCAAUACCAGUUACAGAGUUGAUGAGGAACGACAUAGUGGCAAAGAUUUGUGGGGAGGACGGAAAAGUGGACCCCAACUGCUUCGUCUUGGCACAGUCGGUAGUGUUUAAUGCCAUGGAACAAGAGCAUUUUAUUGAAUUCCUGCGGAGCCACCAUUUCUGUAAAUACCAGAUCGAGGUGCUUACCAGCGGGACCGUCUACCUGGCUGACAUUCUCUUCUGUGAAUCCGCCCUCUUCUAUUUCUCCGAGUUCAUGGAGAAAGAAGAUGCCGUGAAUAUUUUACAGUUCUGGCUCGCGGCGGAUAACUUCCAAUCUCAGUUGGCCGCCAAAGAGGGCCAGUAUGACGGCCAGGAGGCCCAAAACGAUGCUAUGAUCUUAUAUGACAAAUACUUCUCCCUCCAAGCCACUCAUCCUCUGGGUUUUGAUGACUCCGUCAGACUGGAAAUAGAGUCCAACAUCUGCAGGGAAGGAGGGCCACUCCCUAACUGCUUCACCACUCCCUUGCGGCAAGCCUGGACCACCAUGGAGAAGGUUUUCCUUCCCAGCUUCCUCUCCAGCAACCUCUACUACAAGUACUUGAACGACCUCAUCCAUUCGGUCCGGGGAGACGAGUUUGUCAGCGGGUGCGUCGCACUGACUGUCCACGGCCCUGGCAGCGCCCCUGACCACGACUCCCACGUGGGUGCCCCACUGGACGGUGCGGCUCCUUCCUUGCAGUCCAGCCUCAAAAAGGCUAAUGUAAAAAUCCUGAAAAACUUUGACGAAGCAAUAAUCGUAGAUGCCGCCAGCCUGGAUCCGGAGUCCCUGUAUCAGCGGACAUACGCUGGGAAAAUGACAUUUGGGCGAGUGAGUGACUUGGGCCAGUUCAUCAGAGAGUCCGAGCCGGAGCCUGACGUGAAGAAGUCCAAAGGGUCCAUGUUUUCACAAGCAAUGAAGAAAUGGGUGCAGGGAAAUACAGACGAGGCUCAAGAAGAGAUGGCCUGGCGGAUUGCGAAGAUGAUUGUCAAUGACGUCAUGCAACAGGCACAACCUGACCCCGCUGCAGAAAAAGUGACAAAGCUAUGAUCUUUGGCAUUCCCAGGCAAGGGGAUGUUGGGCUUUCUGCCGCUGAAGAGGAUUGUGUUGCUUCUUUCCUCAACUCGGGGUGGAGGGGAACCCCUGUUGGUCGAGUUCUCCUUUGACACAAGUCAGUGGGAAACCAAGUACUGUAAUCUUCAACCAGCUGAUGUGCAUCCCUUUUAGGACAAACUUUUGGGAGAGAUGCGGAGGUAGGGGUGGCAAAAGGAGAGCCCAGACUAAAUUAAUUUGCUUCCUUCCUGCACCGGGGCCCCGAAUUCCCAGUUGAAGAGUUGCAUUCCUGGCAAAAGGUCCCACCAGCUCCCUCUGCGAAGGAUUACUGAACUUGGAAGUGGAGUACAGUUCAUGUUGAGAGGACUGCAGAUAGAUCCCCCCCUCUGUCCCCCCCUCACCCUGGUUCCUGGCUGAGAUAUUUCCCCCCCCUUUCAAAAAUCUGCAAUCAGAAAGGCACAGGGCAUCUUAACCCGUCAGAGGGCUGAACUGUUGGAGGUGAACGGUCUUUAAACUGCUGGAGCCAUUUUGAGUUUUCUUUUUACUUGAAAUGUUCUGAAUACAAGUUACUGGACCUUCCCUUCUUCUCUUACCUUUGGGUCAGUCCUGAGAAAAGAGCAGACUCUGAUUGCAAGUGACUUCCAAUUCAACUCUCUUUGGUUCUUAACUGAAGUUUUUCCCCAUUCCUUGCUUCUGAGAAUGCACAACGCCAUCCUUCCCAUCCCAUCCUGCAGCAAGGAGGGUGUGCUGCCAGGGACUGAACUACAAGCCGAAGAAAACGUCCUUUGUGUCCUGGGUUCCCCCAUUUAUUUUUAUUUCUUUUUGCUUCGUGAAUGCUCCCGUUGGACUGACGCAGUCUCUCUUUCCCCCGUUCAGAUUCUGUUCUUCUAGUUGCCAGUUUUAAGGCAAUUUUCCCCUUAAUAGUUUUUUGUAACCUUUUGGGGAUUGGAAGCAAUUUUCAUACAACCUGAAGCAACAACACUUCCAUCGUUCCCGCACCUGCAACAGGCAGGUAAUUUUCCAGAGUAUUCAGAGCACUCAACAUGGGGUCCACUCCGUGUGUCUGUGUGUGUGCGUGCACAAGUGUUUUUCCUUAUACCUUUACUUCUGUUGAAACAUUUUCUGUUUGGAGAGUUUGUUUUUCAAUUCCCAUUUGCUUUUGUUCCCUGAAGACUUGUGUAAAAGAAAAAACAAACACAACCCAAAUCACCCGUAGGAGACCCUCCACGAUUUGUCUCCAGUGUUUUGAAAGUCUCGGUGGAUGAAGCAGGCAUUCUAUUGUUGCAAUAUCUGAUCUAGCAAGGCACUCUGUGUUGGUCUGCUAGAAGCAAAAAGCUAUGUAUAUGUUUUUUGGUACUGUGUACCACCAUCUUAUUGUCUCAUGCGCAAGUAUUCAUGUACUUAAAAAAAACCCCAUAUUUAAUUGUGUUUUGAUUGAAAAUAUAU
Messenger RNA from Rhineura floridana, 3625 nucleotides. RefSeq names its product A-kinase anchoring protein 10 (gene AKAP10). Lineage: Eukaryota; Metazoa; Chordata; Lepidosauria; Squamata; Rhineuridae. Gene Ontology annotation, molecular function: protein kinase A binding. The transcript has 15 exons. The record is from RefSeq and is a predicted model, not a curated record. Bases 239 to 2176 code for a protein of 645 amino acids. Gene Ontology annotation, biological process: intracellular protein localization. Gene Ontology annotation, cellular component: plasma membrane.